AUGCUUCAUUCGAAAAUAGCGACAGCCCCCCACGACGAUACCCCAGACACCAUUCCAGCUGCUCUACCAGCUCCCCAAAACUCGCAGCCACACUCACUCGACAUCGAAAAACAAGCAGACAAUGACACCUCCAGACCACACAACAAGACAUCAGCAUUCCAAAGCCUCGGCCUCCUCGACCGCUUCCUGGCCCUCUGGAUCUUCCUCGCCAUGCUCACCGGCAUCCUCCUCGGCAACUUCGUCCCCUCCACCGGUCCCUCUCUCCAAAAAGGCAAAUUCGUCGGCGUCUCCAUCCCCAUCGCCAUCGGCCUCCUCAUAAUGAUGUAUCCCAUCCUCUGCAAAGUGCGCUACGAAACGCUCCACCUUUCUUUUCGCCAGCGUGAGAUUUGGACACAGAUCCUCUUCAGCGUGUUCGUGAACUGGAUCGUCGCGCCAUUCUUGAUGUUGGGGUUGGCUUGGGCGUUUCUGCCGGAUAAGGCGGGGCUGAGGGAGGGGUUGAUUCUGGUCGGGUUGGCGAGGUGUAUUGCAAUGGUGUUGAUUUGGACGGGACUUGCGGGAGGGGAUGGUCAGUACUGCGCCAUUCUCGUGGCUAUCAAUUCCGUUUUGCAGAUGAUUUUGUAUGCGCCGCUUGCCAUACUCUUCAUCGGCGUCAUUGGCCGCUCAGUCGCGGAUGUCAGUGUAUCGUACUCCACCGUGGCAACAAGCGUGGCCGUCUUCCUCGGGAUACCGCUCGGAGCAGCAAUCAUCACGCGGAUCUCGCUUCGAUAUUUGGUAGGCCAGAAAUGGUAUGACGAUAUCUUCCUUAAAUGGCUGAGUCCAUGGUCCUUGAUUGGUCUGCUAUUCACCAUCCUAGUCCUCUUCGCCUCGCAGGGCCACCAGGUAGUGCAUCAGAUCGUUUCAGUGGUCCGUGUUGCAGCGCCGUUGAUUGUGUAUUUCGGUAUCGUCUUCUUUUUCACCCUGCUUAUUACUCACAAGCUUGGGUUUGGAUACAAGCUGGCUGCUACACAGAGCUUCACGGCUGCGAGCAAUAACUUUGAGUUGGCGAUCGCGGUCGCUGUUGCUACGUUUGGAGCGGACAGCGAUCAAGCGCUUGCAGCGACUGUUGGGCCGUUGAUUGAGGUGCCGGUGCUUCUUGCACUUGUGUAUGUGAUCAAGUGGAUUGGGCGCAAACGACGAUGGGAGGACUGA
This is a messenger RNA of Bacidia gigantensis, 1188 nucleotides long. RefSeq lists its product as uncharacterized. Gene Ontology annotation, cellular component: plasma membrane. The record is from RefSeq and is a predicted model, not a curated record. The coding region runs from base 1 to 1188 and encodes 395 amino acids. Lineage: Eukaryota; Fungi; Ascomycota; Lecanoromycetes; Lecanorales; Ramalinaceae. Gene Ontology annotation, biological process: arsenite transport; antimonite transmembrane transport. The transcript has a single exon. Gene Ontology annotation, molecular function: antimonite transmembrane transporter activity; antiporter activity; arsenite transmembrane transporter activity.